UGACAGGUGACAUGGGGGAUAAGGAGUUGAUGUGGGCCCUGAAGAAUGGAGAUCUGGAUGAGGUGAAGGCUCUGCUGGUGAAGGCUGAGGAUGUGAACAGGACUCUGGAAGGAGGCCGCAAGCCGCUUCAUUACGCUGCAGACAGCGGGCAGGCCGAGAUGCUGGAGUUUCUGCUGUCUAAAGGAGCCGAUGUGAACGCUCCAGAUAAACACAGCAUCACCCCGCUGCUGUCUGCCACUUACGAGGGUCACGUGACCUGCGUGAAGAUUCUUCUAGAAAAGGGUGCUGAUAAGGAUCGGAAAGGUCCAGAUGGUCUCAGCGCGUUCGAGGCGGCCGAGAGCGAGGCCAUCAGAGAUCUACUGAAGUGAGUCGGACGCUGCCGGCUGGAGAGGUUCUGACCACAACCACUGGAUCCAGCAAACACACACACCUCUCUGUCUCUGCCCGCUGGCUGCUGCAGCUCCUCUAGGUUUCCUUUUGUUUUGUUUUCCUCCAUGACCUUUUUAUUUUAUUUGGGGGAGGU
Molecule: messenger RNA, 523 nt
Organism: Sinocyclocheilus grahami
Lineage: Eukaryota; Metazoa; Chordata; Actinopteri; Cypriniformes; Cyprinidae
Product: myotrophin
Exons: 4
Coding region: 12-368 (118 amino acids)
Biological process (GO): protein K6-linked ubiquitination
Cellular component (GO): BRCA1-A complex; BRCA1-BARD1 complex
Molecular function (GO): protein binding; ubiquitin-protein transferase activity
Source: RefSeq, a predicted model, not a curated record